UCUUAUCGCCGUCGUUUUCACCACUGGCCACGUUGAUAGACAUGUAUUCUCCUUCUUACGACUGGAGAUUUUUGCUGUCGUAUAUGCUUCUGUCUUCCGGUCUUCGUCUAUUCCACGACAGCCAUGGGAAGGUUUUUUUGCCAGCGGAGAUUCUCAAUCUCAUCCACUGACUCGCCGAUGCUGACUGAGACAGAUGAAGAGGUUUUUCUUUGAAACUAUGGAAUUUACGCAUAUUCACUUCGAUUAGGAUUUCAAACUUUCAUUUUGUUUCUUGGGUUAUAAAAAAGUCAACCUUAUAGAACUGGCUAUCUCAUGCGCGAAUCCUUCUUCUUCAAAACGACCAUCCAUGUCUAAGGUAAUUCAAGAACUAAAAGAGUGUAUUGUAUGUGAAAACAAUCGAGGCUUGGAAUCAAAAGACAUGAACAACAUUGCCUUGGACACUUCCGUGGUUCCCAGGGCAAGAUAGUUUUGAGUGUAUGUCUCUCUACUUAUGGUACUAAUAUUAAGUAAUCAAUAAUUAUUUACAAUUUAAGCAAACUUUGUAAUAUGUGUCUCUCUCUUUUGAGUUUUGAGUAUAUUGUCACGCCGUUAAGAGAUUCAUGAAUUGAUGACUCUGAUUAAACUCUUUUGGCCGUACAAAACCCCUAACUUCACUAUUUGUGAAUGUCGUUUACCGAACGCGAGUGUAGUAACACUUCAAUCGCCGCAUUGCGUUCCCAAAACAAGUACUUUCGCCGAUGAUGACUUCUCACCGCCGGGAACUGCUGAAGGCGAACUGCUCUUCUCUUUCCAUCGACGGGAGGUUUCACCGCCGUAGAUGGUCGAUUUAUUACCGGAAAUUUCUGUCGGAUUCGCCCGCUGCGGACUGGGGUCAUUUUAAAACAGGUGGGUAAGCGAAAUAUGGAGACGUCUCUUGGGAUUUUGUUGCCGCUUAUCGGAACUUUGGCCAUACUUCAUAUUGUUCAAGCUCAGAGCCAACAAGGGUUCAUCAAUUUGGAUUGCGGGCUACCGGCAAAUGAACCGUCUCCUUAUAGAGAGGAGUCAACUGGGUUACAGUUCUCUUCGGACGCAACAUUCAUCAAGAGUGGAAAAACUGGUAUGAUCCAAGCAAAUUGGAUGGAUGACUUCUUGAAGCCAUCCACGACGCUGAGAUAUUUUCCAGAAGGAAGACGGAACUGCUACAAUCUAAAAGUUGAGAAAGGAAGAAAUCAUCUGAUCAGGGCUAGGUUUGUAUAUGGAAACUAUGAUGGUCUUGACACUGGCCCGAAGUUUGAUAUGUAUAUUGGACCUAACCGAUGGAUCACUAUAGACUUGGAAAGGCGAGUGAAUGGUACACGAGAGGAGAUCUUACACAUACCAACAUUAAACUCUUUGCAGAUUUGUCUUGUUAAGACUGGGAUGACUACACCCCUGAUAUCAGCCUUGGAAAUACGGCCGAUGGCAAAUGAUUCUUAUAGCACCAAGUCUGGCUCUCUGGAACUUUUCUCUCGACGAUAUAUUAGCAAUUCAAGUUCUUCUCUAAGGUUCCCGGACGAUGUAUAUGAUCGCCAAUGGAGUUCGUAUAUUCGUAGCGCCUGGACCCCAAUUUCCACCACUAGCGUUGUGAGCAAUUCUAACAGCUAUGAGCCACCUAAAGUUGCUCUCACUACUGCUGCCGUGCCUACUAAUGUCAGUGCGCCAUUGACGAUUGAAUGGACUGCAGAAAAUCCUGAUGACCAAUUUUACUUGUACGAACACUUUGCUGAGAUCCAAGACUUACAGGCUAAUGAUACCAGAGAAUUUAACAUCUUAUUGAAUGAAAAACUAUUAUAUGGCCCUCUAAUUCCUUCGAAGUUAGUGCUUACUACUAUCUUUAGCCGGUCACCGAUAAUUUGCGAUGGAGGGGAAUGCAGUUUGCAGCUGAUAAGAACCAACAGAUCAACUCUUCCACCUCUAAUUAACGCUUUUGAGGUCUACAGAGUUAUCCAGCUUCCACAGUCUGCAACAAUUGAAGAAGAUGUCGCUGCUGUCAAAACCAUUGAAGCUACCUAUGGAUUGAGUAGAAUAAACUGGCAAGGAGAUCCAUGCAUACCACAACAGCUUAUGUGGGACGGUUUAAACUGCAGCAUCACGGAUAACUCCAUGCCACCAAGGAUCACUACUUUAAACUUGUCUUCAAGUGGUUUAACUGGAACCAUAGCAGCUGCCAUUCAAAAUCUCACGCAACUAGAAAAACUGGACUUGUCGCAUAAUAACUUGACCGGAGAGGUGCCUGAAUUUCUAGGCAACAUAAAAUCGUUGUUAGUCAUAAUUUUAAGUGGGAAUGAUCUCAACGGUACAAUUCCUCAAUCGCUACAAAGGAAAGGAGUCCAGCUAUCUUAUGAAGGAAACACAAGGCUAAUUCCCCCUGGAUCACCUACAAAACCACAAAAAACAAAAGUUCUUGUGCCAAUUGUUGCAUCAGUUGCUUCUGCGGCCAUCCUCAUUGUUGUGUUGGUUAUUUUUCUUGUUUUCAGAAAGAAAAAGCCGCCCACUGUUCAAGUUGUUCACCCGCCUUCGAGUAGGCCAGCAAUGAAUGUUACAUAUGCGUAUUCACCUGAGCCUUCAAUCGAAAUGAAAAAGAGAAGGUUUACUUAUUCCGAGGUUAUAAAAAUGACGAAUAAUUUCCAAAGAGUUGUAGGGGAAGGAGGAUUUGGUGUUGUUUGUCACGGUACUGUAAAUGUUUCUGAACAGGUAGCUGUUAAACUAUUGUCUCAAUCAUCAACUCAAGGCUAUAAAGAGUUCAAGGCAGAGGUUGAUCUUCUUUUGAGAGUUCACCAUACAAAUUUGGUAAGCCUUGUUGGAUAUUGCGAUGAAGGAGACCACUUAGCACUCAUCUACGAAUUUGUACCCAAUGGAGACUUAAGACAACAUCUGUCAGGAAAAGGAGGUAAAUCCAUCGUCAGUUGGGGUACUCGGCUAAGAAUAGCUGCGGAGGCAGCACAAGGUUUGGAGUACUUACACAUUGGAUGCACACCGCCAAUGGUUCAUAGGGAUGUAAAAACUACAAACAUACUAUUGGACCAGCAUUAUAAGGCCAAACUCGCAGAUUUUGGGCUCUCAAGGUCUUUCCCAGUUGGAGGUGAAUCCCAUGUUUCGACGGUGAUUGCUGGUACUCCUGGUUACCUUGAUCCAGAAUAUUACCACACAAGCCGGCUGGGUGAGAAAAGUGAUGUGUACAGUUUUGGGAUUGUGCUAUUGGAAAUGAUCACAAACCAACCAGUGAUUGAUCGAAACCGCGGAAAGUCUCACAUAACACAAUGGGUUGGGUCUGAGCUGAACGGAGGAGAUAUUGCUAAGAUCAUGGAUCCAAAGCUGAACGGGGAUUAUGAUUCUCGCUCUGCCUGGAGAGCUCUUGAGCUGGCAAUGUCAUGCGCGGAUCCUACUUCAGCAAAGCGACCAACCAUGUCUCAUGUUGUUGUCGAACUAAAAGAGUGUCUUGUGUCUGAAAACUCCAAGAGAAAUAUGAGUCGAGGCAUGGAUUCACUAAGUUCCCCUGAAGUGAGCAUGAUCUUUGAUAGUGGGAUGAUUCCUAGAGCAAGAUAGUUUGUGAUGCAAAGUAACACAGUUGGAAUGAAACCACUCAACGAACGAACUUGUGGCUUUGACCUGUCGUGUGCUCUGUUUGUAAUUUUUUUUGUUAUUAUGGUUUUAAACCCUCAUGUAAAAAGUAAAAUAAUCAAUGUCUCGAUUGAAGA
Molecule: messenger RNA, 3716 nt
Organism: Capsella rubella
Lineage: Eukaryota; Viridiplantae; Streptophyta; Magnoliopsida; Brassicales; Brassicaceae
Product: probable LRR receptor-like serine/threonine-protein kinase At5g59680
Exons: 14
Coding region: 901-3564 (887 amino acids)
Biological process (GO): protein phosphorylation
Molecular function (GO): protein kinase activity; protein binding; ATP binding
Source: RefSeq, a predicted model, not a curated record